AUGAUGGCGUCUCUGGGUCAGAGCCAGACCAGAGGGAUGUCACUUCCUGGUCCAGACUUCACCUUUGGAACCAGAAGCUCACACAGAGACGGGGGCGUGCCCGAGGUUCUGUCCAGCUGGAGCGUUCAGUCCAGACGAGGAGACUCCGCCCCUCAUCGACCGCUCCCUCCAGACUUCGUGUCUCUGAACCGGGACGCCGUGAAGUCUGGUCUGGUGACAGCCAAAGAGCUGAGUCAGUACAGAGCUCAGAGGGGCGGAGUCAGGACCAAGAACCCCGCCCCUAAACAUCAGGAGGGCGGGGCCUCACAGCGCCAAGCGGUCCCUGACAUUGUGUUUGGAGUCCAAACCAGGGCGUCGUCUCCUCUGUCCGACCUCCUCUCUCAUCAGUACGGGCGCCACUGGAUCGACGAACAGCUGAGCAGGAACCAAACCAGCGACCACAAACAGCUACAGAGGAUAAGACCAGGAAAUAUUCCCGACACCAGGACGAGUCUCCUGAGGAGGAGCAGAGCACUUCCUGUCACACAGACACCGUUCACACUGCCGCGCUUCAAACAGGUUGCUCCUGCUCUCGACACCUUCAGGGACCAGGAGGCUCGUAUGCGGGCGUUCAGGGCUCAUCAGUCGGACUCAGUGUCCAGGGGAGGAGUUCAGGGUCUGGGGACGUACAGUCUGGACUGAGCUGAGGAGGAAACACGUUCAGCGUUAACACAAAUAAAAAAGAACACGCAUUAUAAAUCAGUGUGACGUGUUUUUAUCUAAAAUACAACCUGUGGUCAUCAGAAGAGGAGGAGGAGUCCCUCAGGGCUCUGUACCAGCUCCCUCACUGUUCUCUGUAUAAAUUAAAGCUAUUAUUAGAUCAUCAAAAGCUUCUUUGUAAAGAAAAAUAAAUCACCAGAAACUUUUAAAGAAAACGUGGUGGGUCUGAAAGGCGCGUUAAAAAAAAAAAAAGCUUCUUCAACAACUGCAUAAACAUUUUUAAAGAAAAAAUUGCCAAAAUUUGAAAAAAGACAGUUAUCAAAACUUUUUUAAAAAAACAACACACUGUUGGUUUGAAAGGCAUGUUUCAUUAAAGGAAACAAAAAGAAAUCCCCAAAAUAUUUCGAAAAAACAUGGCUUCCAAACCUUCUCGUGGGUUUGGAAAAGUUUGGGCAAUUUUAAAGAGAAUAUUUCCUUAAAAAAUGUCAAAAGACAAACAAACAGAAAAAGCCAAUAUAUUUAAAAUAAAUAAAUGAAUAAGCCCCUCCCCUGAGCAACA
Messenger RNA from Epinephelus moara (kelp grouper), 1258 nucleotides. RefSeq names its product cilia and flagella associated protein 77 (gene cfap77). Bases 1 to 681 code for a protein of 226 amino acids. NCBI's taxonomy places the organism in Eukaryota, Metazoa, Chordata, Actinopteri, Perciformes, Serranidae. The transcript is spliced from 6 exons. The record is from RefSeq and is a predicted model, not a curated record.